Messenger RNA from Atta colombica, 882 nucleotides. Its product is annotated as maspardin-like. Lineage: Eukaryota; Metazoa; Arthropoda; Insecta; Hymenoptera; Formicidae. The coding region runs from base 1 to 882 and encodes 293 amino acids. The transcript is spliced from 7 exons. The record is from RefSeq and is a predicted model, not a curated record.
AUGUCUUCGUACUCGAGCGAGCUGUCACGCUCGCAGGAAUAUCUGAGUUUUCGCAGCUCCGUACCGCUCAGAAAAAUCGUUGUUGACGCCGACGGUACAAAGGGAUGGAAAGUAUACGAUUCUAAUCCAAAAACUAUCAAGUGCCCACUUAUAUGUCUUCCGCCUGUCUGUGGUACUGCUGAUAUUUUUUUUAGACAAAUAUUAGGUCUUGCUGCCAAAGGUUACAGAGUUAUCUCAGCUGAGGCACCAGUAUAUUGGAGUAUAAAGGAAUGGUGUGACGGAUUCAGAAAGUUGUUAGAUUACUUAGAACUUGAUAAAGUUCAUCUUUUUGGUGCUUCCCUAGGUGGUUUUUUAGCACAAAAAUUUACAGAAAUAAAUGCACACUGUCCUAGAGUAGUAUCUCUGGUUUUGUGUAAUACCUUCACAGAUACAUCUGUAUUUAGUUACAAUGAUUCCGCAGCAGUUUUUUGGAUUUUACCUUCAUUGGUAUUGAAGAAAAUGGUAAUGGGAAAUUUUGCAACGGAGAAAGUCGAUGGAGAGAUUGUAGAAGCAAUUGAUUUUAUGGUGGAACGGCUAGAGAGCUUAACGCAAUCCGAAUUAGCGUCUCGUUUAACAAUGAAUUGCAUAAAUUGUUAUGUACAACCUCAAAAGAUUUGUCAUUUACCUGUAACAGUAAUAGACGUUUUUGAUGAAUAUGCGUUAUCAAAUGCAGUUAGAGAAGAAGUAUAUAAAUGCUAUCCAAAUGCAAAACUAGCACAUUUGAAAAGUGGUGGAAAUUUUCCAUAUCUAAGCCGAUCCGCUGAAGUUAAUUUACAUUUACAGAUUCACUUAAGACAAUUUGAAGAUACGAAAUAUACGGCUUUAGAAAAGGUCACGAUUUAG